Molecule: messenger RNA, 4060 nt
Organism: Paramormyrops kingsleyae
Lineage: Eukaryota; Metazoa; Chordata; Actinopteri; Osteoglossiformes; Mormyridae
Gene: gucy2g
Product: guanylate cyclase 2g
Biological process (GO): intracellular signal transduction; cGMP biosynthetic process; protein phosphorylation
Cellular component (GO): plasma membrane
Molecular function (GO): guanylate cyclase activity; ATP binding; adenylate cyclase activity
Source: RefSeq, a predicted model, not a curated record
AUCAGUGAUCAGUGGAAGCUGAAUGAAAGCUGAACACUUGGUUAGUUAAACUGCCAAUAUUUUUUAGUCUGAAAUCUGAUAUAUGUUUUGUACAUUUUGUGAAAUCAAAGCUAUUUCUGUUCUGCUGCUAACAGCUAAGAGUGGUUUCUCUGGAUGAAAGUAGCUGCCUUUGCUACUCUGUGUCUCAGGAGCACGUGGUCCUCGGUGGGAGGUCACCUCUGUCCCUGGGGAGCUGCUGCUCCUAGCCAAGCCUGGAUAAAAGGAGAAGCAGCUGCUCACGUCUCAUCUGGCUUUGAGACGAGGACGAUGAGGAUGCUGAUGCGGGGGAGCCUUCACCUGUCAUGCUGGGAGCUCAUGCUGCUGCUUGGCUGGGCUAUAGGUGGCACCGUUGGGGCCAAGCUCACGCUGGGUCUCCAGGCUCCACGCAACCUCUCAUACCCUUUCAGUGCGCUGAGGCUGGGGGGGGCCCUUCAGGUGGCUGUGGACCGUGUCACCACAGAUCGCAGCUUCUUGGGGGGCCACAGCUUUGACAUAGUGUACACAGACUCCCAGUGUGAUGCCAAGAUGUCAUUGGGCAGCUUCAUCGACCAGGUGUGGAGGGAGAAUAUCUCAGCCCUGUUUGGGCCAGUCUGCCCAGAGGAAGCAGAGGUCACAGGACUCAUGGCAUCUAAGUGGAACAUCCCCAUGUUCGGCUUUGUGGGACAGUCACCCAAAAUGGACAAUUUUGCAGUGUAUGACACAUACAUUAAGCUGGUUCCCCCGCUCAAACGUAUCGGGGAGGUCCUUAUUAAAACACUGGACUUCUUUGGCUGGACUCACAUAGCCAUAAUUGGAGGAGGAGCAGAAUCGAACACCUGGGACAAAGUCGACGAGCUGUGGAAGUCUGUGGAAGCACAGCUCCGAGGGAGGUUUAACGUGACAGCCCAAGUAAAGUUCGACGUGGCCAACCUGGACCUGGUCCGUGAAAACGUGAAGCACAUCUCCAAAGUUGCACGAAUUAUAGUGGUGCUCAGCAACGCCGAGGACUCCAACGCCAUCCUGCAUGAGGCUGUCAGACAGCAGCUCAUGAAUGGAGAGUAUCUGUUUCUCCUUGUGCAGCAGUUUGAGGUCAGUGGCAAUGUGGGAAGCCUCUGGAAGUACGCCGUGAACGAUGUGAGCAACCACACGGCCCUGCAGGCCUUCGAUAUGGUCUUUGUCAUUGGCCAGAAGUCCUAUGACAGUUAUGACUACUAUGACUUUUUUGAACAAGUCCAUGAGAAGCUGAAACUGGACCCUUUCCACAGCAACCUGACAUCAGAGAAUGAGGUCAGUCCUUAUGCAGCCUAUCUGCAUGAUGCUGUUCUGCUGUAUGCCAUGGGUCUAAAGGAGGUCCUGAAAGAAGGCAGAAACCCCUACGAUGGGCGGGAGGUGCUGCGCAGGCUGAAGGACAAGAGCAAGAUCCGAUUCUACGGGGCCACUGGCUUGGUCUACUUUGACUCGGAAGGAGAGCGAGCCAUGGAUUACUCCGUCUACGACUUGCAGUACCCCAGCGAUGAGCCCAAGUUUGUUCCUGUGCUGAACUUCGACAGCCAGUCCAGGACACUGAGACCCACCGCAAAGUUUCCCUUGAUCCUUUGGCCAAAUGGGGAGCCUCCAACUGACUAUCCUGCCUGCGGGUUCAACAACGAAGUCUGCGAAUGGCUCUUUCAGGACAUUUCUCUGAUAUUUCUGCUGGUGGCACUGCCAAUUCUAGUGCUGUCCGCUGUGCUACUUAUGAGUGUCCUGCUGGUGCAGAAGUGCCGGCUUCAGACCAGGCUGGAUGGUGCAUGCUGGUGGAGGAUCCAGUAUAGUGACAUCACCAUUAUUAAGGAAUCCAAGGGACCUCAGUCUGUGGUUACCACGGCAACUCGGAGUGCCAGUGGAGGGUCUCAGACAAUGACGUCCACCAACAGCUAUGGUCUGAAGGACACCAUGAGCAAGGAGAACAUCUACACCACCACUGGCGUAUAUCAGGGAAAUCAAGUGGCCAUUAAGCACCUGGAGAGGCAGAUCAUCAGUGACAUCAGGAAGCCUUCUAUUCUGCAGGAGUUUCAAGUGAUGCGAGAGCUGAAGCAUGAGAAUUUAGUGCAGUUCUUUGGUGUUUGUAUUGAACCUCCAAACAUCUGCAUCAUCACGCAGUACUGUAAGAAGGGCAGCUUGAAGGAUGUUCUGAGGAAUUCAGAGAUCGAGCUGGACUGGAUGUUCAAACUGUCCUUUGCCUACGACAUAGUGAACGGGAUGGAUUUCAUCCAUAAGAGCAGCCUGAAGUCCCAUGGGAACCUGAAACCCACCACGUGCCUGGUGGACAGCCGUCUGCAGGUGAAGCUGUCUGGGUUUGGGCUCUGGGAGUUUCGCCAUGGCACCAAACACAGAGUCAUCCCUCAGGAAAACACAAAGUAUACAGAGAUGUACUGGUUAGCUCCAGAGCUCCUCAGGCAGAUCCACUUCAUCUUCAAUGGGAACCCAAGGGGGGACGUUUACAGCUUCGCCAUCGUCAUGCGGGAGCUGAUCUACAGCGGGGAGGAUGGACCGUUCCAUGACCUGCAGCUGGAACCCAAAGAAAUCAUCCGGCGAAUCAGGGAGCCCGGCCCGGGGGAGUUGCUGCGGCCCUCGCUUUCGGCCCAGGCCUGCAACGACGGCAUGGUGGCCUUGCUGAAGGCCUGCUGGAGUGAGGAGCCCGAGCAGCGGCCGUCGUUCACCUGCAUCAGGCGCCGACUGCGGGAGGUCAGCCCUGAGAGCCAUGUAAAUAUCCUGGACAAUAUGGUGAAUAAGCUGGAGAAAUAUGCAAAUCAUCUGGAAGAAGUGGUUGAGGAGCGGACCAAUCAGCUAACAGCAGAAAAGAUGAGAGCCGACAAGCUUUUGUCUAGCAUGUUACCAAGCUACAUUGCAGACCAGCUCAUGGCAGGGAAGUCAGUAGAGCCCAUGAGCUAUGAGAUGGUCUCCAUCUUUUUCUCUGACAUUGUGGGCUUUACAACCAUGUGCUCAAUCAGCUCGGCCUUGGAGGUGGUGACCCUGCUCAAUGACCUGUACAGCCUCUUUGAUGAGAUCAUAAAGAUGUAUGAUGUCUAUAAGGUUGAAACGAUUGGUGACGCCUAUAUGGUGGCGAGCGGCUUGCCGAUCAGCAACGGCCCCCGGCACGCCAGCGAGAUCAGCAUGAUGGCACUGCACUUCCUGUAUGCUGUGGCAGCGUUCCAAAUCCGUCACCUGCCUAAGGAGCGCUUGGCGCUGCGCAUUGGGAUACACUCAGGUCCGGUGGUGGCUGGGGUGGUGGGGUCCACUAUGCCCAGGUACUGCCUAUUCGGGGACACGGUGAACACAGCGUCUCGCAUGGAGAGCAACAGCCUGCCCUUGAAGAUCCACGUCUCUCAGAGCACUGCUGAGAUCCUCCAGAGGAUUGGCACAUUUGAACUGGAGGAAAGGGGUGAAAUCGAAGUUAAGGGAAAGGGCACCCAGAGAACAUUCUGGCUGAAGGGGAAGCAGGACUUCCAGCCUCUGGCCCCGUCCCAAAGUGGCCCCUCUGCUGAUCACACUUCUCCAAAGGAAGAGGCGGGGCAUCCAGCCAGAGUAGCCAAUCAGACCACGGGAGUGCCUCCCAAUAGUCAGAAGAAGGCCGGUUUCCCCCUGGACAGAAAGGAGAAGGCGCAGAGGAGCCUGACAACAGUGGAGGCCAGUGAUGCUGCACUUGCUGUCCCCUCCGUUUAGGCCGCAGCUGCGUCUCUAGCACAGCAGGCGACCAUGUGACCAGCCCGAGAAGUGACCAGCUAGCAUACACAGGCUAAGCUGGCCCUGUGCAGCAUGACGUGUUGUUAUGCUCUGCAGGAGCUAAGUGACAAAGGUCAGGGGUCAGGUUUGGUUAACAAAAGGUGUACAAACACAAACCUUAUGAACCUUUCUGAUCUUAGAAUAACAGAAGAGAAACUCUCUGGUAGCCAAAGGCUGCACAGCAAGCAUUAAACUGAGUGGUACGUAUGUAUGAAAUCGGGCAGUGAAAAAGUACGAUGAUGAUUCAAAGACUUAAUGUGAAUUUUACCAGAUACUCAAU